Messenger RNA from Magnolia sinica, 1240 nucleotides. Its product is annotated as LOB domain-containing protein 29-like. The transcript is spliced from 2 exons. Gene Ontology annotation, biological process: positive regulation of DNA-templated transcription; hormone-mediated signaling pathway. Lineage: Eukaryota; Viridiplantae; Streptophyta; Magnoliopsida; Magnoliales; Magnoliaceae. The record is from RefSeq and is a predicted model, not a curated record. Bases 380 to 1069 code for a protein of 229 amino acids. Gene Ontology annotation, cellular component: nucleus.
GCAUAUCCCACAAUUUGGAAGGUCUGGAUAGCCACAAAAGAGUGCCAUAUGCGAGGAGGAUGAAUCACCCACCAUUUUCAUAAUGGUUGUGAACUAUCAUAGGAGUGGAGCCCGUGCAAAUGGGUUAGUUUAUGCUUACUCUUUUGUCCUUUAAGCUUCUUUGAAUGGAAUCUCAAAUGUAGGUAUUGAAUUUGGAAUGGGGUAAAAGGAGGCUUUCUCUAGAAAAAAAUUGAAUUUUGUAGGCCACUUAGCAGACCAGGUGUACUUAAAAUAUCCAUGUAAGGUGGCCCACCUUCUAUCUCUCUAGUGUUUAUAAACAUGGUGAUAGUGCUUGCACUGGUCUGAAAAAGAUAUCAAAACCAAACAUCCAAAGGCCAAGAUGACAGGGUUUGGAUCUCCUUGUGGAGCUUGCAAGUUCCUAAGAAGGAAGUGUGCUAAGGGGUGUGUUUUUGCACCAUACUUCUGCCAUGACCAAGGGGCCACACAUUUUGCGGCCAUCCAUAAGGUGUUUGGUGCGAGCAACGUAUCAAAGCUCCUCACGCACCUCCCGAUAGCAGACCGCCUCGAAGCGGCGGUCACAAUCACGUAUGAGGCCCAGGCGAGGCUCCAAGAUCCGAUAUACGGCUGCGUUUCUCAUAUUUUCGCACUUCGACAACAGGUUGUAAAUCUACAAGCACAACUAGCAGUUCUAAGGGCACAAGCAACCCAAACCCUUGCCAACAGCUCUAAUACAAACCCAUCAGAGUUGUAUGAUAGAUUUCCAGCUUACCAACAAAGUGGCAAUGGAUUCUUCCAUUCUGAAGGCUCGAGGACAGCGCAAACAUCCCUUUCAGAUCCAUCAAGCAGUGUUGAAACCAUGCUAUACUGUGAAAAUGGGCCCAUGGACCAAAAUUCCAUGGGUGAUUAUCACCAUUCAACCAUGACUGAGGAACACAUCUCAUUUGCCACUGAUGGUGGCUAUUUACACACCAUGGCCUCCGGUGAAAUGCAAAUGGAUGCUAGGAAAUGGGAAUUCCAAGAUAUGGAGGACCUUCAAUCAGUAGCUUUUGGACAUCUUCAUUAUAGAUGAUAUGACAGAAUCGUUGGAGAAGAAGAUAUGAUCGACAGUGGGUGGAAGGACGGACAGAUGGACACAUCUUUGUCAAUUUUGGAAGGGCUACUACAUACUUCUAAGCAUGCAUUUUCUACUAUAAAUAAGCAAGGCAAUAGAAGUUCAUAAUGAAAUGAAGAUUAACCAUUA